AUGCUGGGACGUCCUCAUGCUGCUGCUUCCUCUGCGGGUUCCCCUCGUCGAGGGCGAGGCCCGUGGCGUCGCACUAAGAAAGCUCCCAGGCUGGAUAUGGGAGUGCAAGAGAGCAUGUUGUGGCACGAGCAGGAAGGGAGCAAGGAGGGGCUUCUGUAUUCGGAUUCUGAGAAUCUCGAAGCGCCCAAGGAAGCUGCAAGCAUGAAGAUAAAGAUGCCGUCAGUUGAGGUUCGAAAACGACUACUAAUUUUGGAGGACUCGGAUGACGAUCUGGCCGAAGCAGCACUCCCCAUGCAUCCCAUGAAGGGAUGUGUAGCUGAACCUACGGAAAAAAAAGAAGGGCAAAAGGUUGGUGAAGAUGGGUACAGAUAG
Linum trigynum is the source of this 372-nucleotide messenger RNA. NCBI's taxonomy places the organism in Eukaryota, Viridiplantae, Streptophyta, Magnoliopsida, Malpighiales, Linaceae. The record is from the annotation of a GenBank genome assembly.